This is a messenger RNA of Racocetra persica, 479 nucleotides long. The record is from the annotation of a GenBank genome assembly. NCBI's taxonomy places the organism in Eukaryota, Fungi, Glomeromycota, Glomeromycetes, Diversisporales, Gigasporaceae.
GCGGAGUCGGAAAAAGCACUCUAUCUCGUGCUUUGGCAACUGAAGCCAGUAAAGAAAAGAUGAAAGUAUUGUUAGCAGAUUGCGACCCUCAACAAGGAACUAUGAUUAUUGAUGGACCCGCCCGGACUAGUAAAAGCACCUUAGAAAUUGCCACCAAGGCGAAUCUAAUAAUCCAGCCAACCGGUCCCAGCGUAGAUGAUUGUGAGCCGGCUGUGAAAGAAUUUCACGCCUUAAAAGAAGCCGGCAUCGAAAAAAAAAAAUUAUUGUUUGUCUUGAAUCAUUUAACUACCACUGGUGAGGAAAUAAAUGCCCGAGCAUAUUUAACUCAGGCUGGUUAUUCAGUGUUAAAUACUGGUUUAACUGAAAAAGCUUCUUAUCGGCAGGCACAAAACCAAGGUUUAGCGAUUACGGAAGUUAUUUAUGAGAAAUUAAAAAAGCAGGCUCAAAAAUUAAUUGAUGAGAUAUUGACUAAAUUGUAG